Maniola jurtina (meadow brown) is the source of this 1184-nucleotide messenger RNA. Its product is annotated as optic atrophy 3 protein homolog. The transcript has 4 exons. Bases 95 to 880 code for a protein of 261 amino acids. The record is from RefSeq and is a predicted model, not a curated record. Gene Ontology annotation, biological process: regulation of lipid metabolic process. Gene Ontology annotation, cellular component: mitochondrion. Lineage: Eukaryota; Metazoa; Arthropoda; Insecta; Lepidoptera; Nymphalidae.
UCAGAUCAAUUAUUAUUUGUCAUGAAAUAUCGAAUUUUAAUAAAAAAUAAUUUAGACUACUAAUUGAAUCUCGAUACUUAAGGCAUACGAAACGAUGGUUGUCGGAGCGUUUCCCAUUGCAAAAUUAUCCGUUUUAUUAAUUAAACAGAUCAGCAAACCUAUUGCAAAUGUUUGCAAGGAAAGGGCCAAAAAUAAUCCUUUUUUCAGAACCUAUGUGUGUAUGCCCCCAGCCCAAUUUUACAACUGGUGUGAAGUGAAGGCGAAAAUGUGGAUUUUAAACUUAGGGAAACCAGUGAACAUUCCAGUGUUAAGUCAAGAAAUGGCCAUAGAACUAGGAGCUAAUCUACUCGGUGAAUCAGUCAUAUUUGUUAUUGGAGCUGGUCUGCUCAUUGUUGAAUAUAACAGACAAAGUAAAAAGGAAGCUGCAAAAGAAGCAAAGCGUGAAGAAGAAAUGAAACAUAUUACGGGGACCAUAACGGAUCUAUAUUUCACUGUUCAACAACAACAAACUCAACUUAGGGAAAUGGAGAGAAUGAUUCACACUAUUGGUGGCAAAAAAUUGCCUUCCAACCCUCCACCAUCCAGUGCACCUUCAGGACCAACCCCUCCGCCCACACCUCCAGCAGCAAAGCCACAAAACAUCAACCACAUCAUGGAUUACAGCAGGACAACAUCUUUGACACCUUAUCCUGACAAGGGUGUCAUUCUGCAAUCUUUGAAUUAUAUACAAAUGGAUGUCUUUAGUUCUUAUUUUAAUGGCUUCAACCAAAAUGAAACCAAUCAUAGAAUUGAUAAAACACAGUCUUAUUCCAAAAGAGAACCUGCAAUACUCUCGGAGGCAUUGCAUAAUAUAGAAAACAAUUUUAGAAGCUUAUUUUAACCCUUAUGUACAUUGUACAGUAGUUAAAAAUUUGAGUAAACUAUUUAUUUUUAAUUUAUGUGUAAGAUAGAAUUUUUUAAGAUAGUAUUUUAAUGGUUUAUUUCAAGUCUCAAACAUGUAAUAUAAUUUAUAAGCCAGUGACAUUCUACAAAUCAAGAUACAGAUAAUGUUGAUUUUCAGUCAGUAACACAAUUUGUAAAAAGUUUUUUGUAAAUGAUUUUGAAAGUGUAUCAUUUGUAAAUGUUCAUGGUAGGUGAUAUAUGUCUAGUGAUUUUUAAUCACGAAAGUGAAACCAGUGGUGAAA